This is a messenger RNA of Mus pahari (shrew mouse), 671 nucleotides long. It is a transcript of the gene Sec61g, whose product is annotated as SEC61 translocon gamma subunit. Gene Ontology annotation, biological process: protein targeting; post-translational protein targeting to membrane, translocation. The transcript has 4 exons. Bases 394 to 600 code for a protein of 68 amino acids. Lineage: Eukaryota; Metazoa; Chordata; Mammalia; Rodentia; Muridae. Gene Ontology annotation, molecular function: transmembrane protein transporter activity. The record is from RefSeq and is a predicted model, not a curated record. Gene Ontology annotation, cellular component: Ssh1 translocon complex; membrane.
UAUUUGCAUGCGCAGCAGGGAGACUCAAGAGCUGAAGCGCAGACACUCAUUAACUAGCGACACUUCGUGGAUUUACGGUGAGGCUGCCGGAGAGGCUGCGUCUGAGACCGGGAGGUGAACAAUCGGGAACCAAGAUCCCUACACCGCCCGCCCGUUCUGCUGGAGAGACACGAAUCGCUCAAGUCCGUCCCUGCUCGGGAAGCCGGGAGAAACACACGUAGCACUGCGCCGGCGCAGUGACGUCUCUCGUGAAGAGCCAAUUGAAAGGAGGAAUGGGCGGGCUGUGGAUUGCCAGCUUCCGGUUCCGUUGGGCUCAGGUCUCUCCUAAGCUACGUGUCUCUCCGCUCUCAAUCCGCCAUCCCGUAAGUAAGGAUUUUCUCAUGGGUGACAAACAUGGAUCAGGUAAUGCAGUUUGUAGAGCCCAGUCGGCAGUUUGUAAAGGACUCAAUUCGGCUGGUUAAAAGAUGCACCAAACCCGACAGAAAAGAAUUCCAGAAGAUUGCCAUGGCUACAGCUAUAGGAUUUGCUAUCAUGGGAUUCAUUGGCUUCUUCGUGAAACUGAUCCAUAUCCCCAUUAAUAACAUUAUUGUGGGUGGCUAAGUCCUUUCUCAUCACGGGACAAGUGAACCAGUGAGGGGGUGACAAGCUUAUGAAGUAAAACAUUGCCUGGA